CUUCCAUUAGAGAGAUACUUUUUUCCAAGACUCCUCUGGCAAAUCAUUGUUUCAUUUGGGAAUUCAUCGAGGGGUUGAGAAGAUAAAGAUUUAAAUUCAUGGCUGAUCAUUGUAUCAGACUUCACUUGGCCUCUGUUUUCUUGCUUUUAGGGCUUAUAAUUUCGACUUUCAGCUUGCAGGGUAUUGCAGCAGAGAAUCUUUCAAAGCAGAAGCUUUCCUCACGGAUUCUUCAGAAUGAGAUUGUUAAUGAAGUCAAUGCUAAUCCAAAAGCUGGAUGGAAAGCUGCUUUGAAUGAUCGAUUUGCAAACGCCACGGUUGCAGAAUUUAAGCGCCUCCUUGGUGUUAAACCCACACCAAAGACUGAAUUUUUGGGCGUGCCUAUUGUAAGCCAUGGUAUUUCUUUGAAGCUUCCAAAAGAAUUUGAUGCUAGAACCGCUUGGUCACAGUGCACCAGUAUUGGAAGAAUCUUAGAUCAGGGUCACUGUGGUUCUUGCUGGGCCUUUGGUGCUGUUGAAUCACUGUCUGACAGAUUCUGCAUCAAAUAUAACAUGAAUAUUUCUUUAUCUGUCAAUGAUCUCUUAGCAUGUUGUGGAUUCCUUUGCGGUCAAGGUUGUAAUGGGGGAUACCCAAUUUCUGCUUGGCGGUACUUUAAGCACCACGGUGUUGUAACCGAAGAGUGUGAUCCAUACUUUGACAAUACUGGUUGCUCUCACCCGGGAUGUGAACCCGCUUACCCUACACCAAAAUGUGUGAGGAAAUGUGUUAGCGGAAACCAGCUUUGGCGUGAAUCAAAACACUAUGGUGUUAGCGCUUACAAGGUUAGAUCUCACCCUGAAGACAUUAUGGCAGAAGUUUACAAAAACGGACCUGUUGAGGUUGCCUUUACCGUUUACGAGGACUUUGCUCAUUACAAAUCUGGAGUGUACAAGCACAUAACUGGUACUAACAUUGGAGGUCAUGCUGUUAAGCUUAUUGGCUGGGGAACUUCUGAUGACGGCGAAGAUUAUUGGUUGCUUGCAAAUCAAUGGAACCGAAGUUGGGGUGAUGAUGGUUACUUCAAGAUCAGGAGAGGAACAAACGAAUGUGGCAUCGAACACGGUGUUGUAGCUGGUUUACCUUCAGACAGGAACGUCUUUAAAGGUAUUACAGCUUCAGAUGAUCUUCUUGUUUCCUCGUUUUAAACAAGAAUAUGUGUAUCUCUACUCUGUAAUAUAUGAUCUGCCACCCUGUUGUUGUUGCCAAUGGAAUAAUUAAACUGACUUAUGAUCCAAAAAGAAAGUAUUUAUAGAUUUUAGCUUUGUUCA
Capsella rubella is the source of this 1304-nucleotide messenger RNA. Its product is annotated as cathepsin B-like protease 2. Gene Ontology annotation, molecular function: cysteine-type endopeptidase activity. The transcript is spliced from 11 exons. NCBI's taxonomy places the organism in Eukaryota, Viridiplantae, Streptophyta, Magnoliopsida, Brassicales, Brassicaceae. The record is from RefSeq and is a predicted model, not a curated record. Gene Ontology annotation, cellular component: lysosome. Gene Ontology annotation, biological process: regulation of catalytic activity. Bases 99 to 1181 code for a protein of 360 amino acids.